This is a messenger RNA of Gadus macrocephalus (Pacific cod), 2746 nucleotides long. It is a transcript of the gene gig2e, whose product is annotated as grass carp reovirus (GCRV)-induced gene 2e. The record is from RefSeq and is a predicted model, not a curated record. Gene Ontology annotation, molecular function: NAD+ poly-ADP-ribosyltransferase activity. Gene Ontology annotation, cellular component: cytoplasm. Bases 427 to 2607 code for a protein of 726 amino acids. NCBI's taxonomy places the organism in Eukaryota, Metazoa, Chordata, Actinopteri, Gadiformes, Gadidae. The transcript is spliced from 6 exons.
AAUAACUUUAGGCACUAUGGACAUAGGUAUAUAUAACUAUUCUAUCACUUUUGUUAGUUUUACUUUAUCUUUAUCUUAAUUCAUUGUAUCUACUUGCUACCUGCACUGUCGAGGAGAACUGAUCUUAGGACACUGGAAUCUCAAUGCCAGCAAUGACUGCUACUGCAUGUUUGCUUUUCAUUUAACCAAAGUAAAGACCUUGAAGCCAGAUGUUUCUCUAUCUGCUCCCUCUGCCCCGCCUCCACUGAGCGCAUCGUGUUACAAAGUUAGGAGCAAAAAAUGGUUUCAAGGAAAUGAAAGUGAAACAAAAUUCCACGUCACACUGUAACAAGCUAUAUAAUAGGAACAACCCAGUUACAGUCAUUCACACUCUACCCACACACUGAGCAGGUCUGGUUUAACCCAGGGGCACAUUCCUAUUCAGAAAUGUACCAACAGCAGUCCUACUCCUGGGAGGAAGAUGACUUUGAGCUUCCACCAGGGGUUAAGAAAAUUGGCCAUAAACAGCCAAAUUGCGGUCAGACCUACGUCAUGUACCACGGCACCACCAAGACCAUAGCAAAGGCCAUCCUGAGAGAGGGGUUCCGCCAGUCUGCGGACGGGAUGCUGGGCCGUGGCGUCUACCUCAGCCGUGACCUGAACAAGGCCAGCAGGUAUCCCAUCGACCCUAAGCUGCCUGACUCAGAGCGGGUGGUGAUCAGGGUGAGGGUCAACGUGGGGAACGUGAUCGCAAUUGACCGCCAGCGCCAUCCUCGCCAGAAGAACUGGCACGAUAGCCGGUACGGGGAGGUUUUCGACACUGCCUGGUGCCCCCCGGACUGCGGCAUGACGCCGAGCGGCAUGGAGGAGGACUGCGUCUGGGACCCCAACCGCAUCAAGAUAGACAAGUGUAUCACCCCGACCCCUAUGGCUGGGCCAAAGCCCGGCCAUUCAUUCCAGGUCUGGUUUAACCCACGGGCACAUUCCUAUUCAGAAAUGUACCAACAGCAGUCCUACUCCUGGGAGGAAGAUGACUUUCAGCUUCCAUCUGGGGUUAAGAAAAUUGGCCAUGAACAGCCAAACUGCGGCCAGACCUACGUCAUGUACCACGGCACCACCAGGACCAAUGCAACGGCCAUCCAGAAAGAGGGGUUCCGCCAGUCUGCGGGCGGGAUGCUGGGCCGUGGCGUCUACCUCAGCCGUGACCUGAACAAGGCCGGAGCGUAUCCCAUCGACCCUACUCUACCUGACUCCCAGCGGGUGGUGUUCAGGGUGAAGGUCAACGUGGGGAACGUGAUCGCGAUUAACUACCAGGGCCAUCCUCGCCAGAAUAACUGGCACGAUAGCCGGUACGGGGAGGUCUUCGACACUGCCUGGUGCCCCCCGAACUGCGGCAUGACGAGGAGCGGCUUGGAGGAGGACUGCGUCUGGGACCCCAGCAGCAUCAAGAUAGACAGGUGUAUCUCACCAACCCCUAGGGCUGGGCAAAUGCCCGGCCAUCCAUUCUAUAAAGCACAUUCCUGUUCAGAAAUGUACCAACAGCAGUCCUACUCCUGGGAGGAAGAUGACUUUCAGCUUCCAUAUGGAGUUGAGAAAUGUGGCCAUAAACAGCCAAAUUGCGGUCGGACCUACGUCAUGUACCACGGCACCACCAGGACCAUAGCAACGGCCAUCCUGAGAGAUGGGUUCCGCCAGUCUGCGGGCGGGAUGCUGGGCCGUGGCGUCUACCUCAGCCGUGACCUGAAAAAGGCCAGCAGGUAUCCCAUCGACCCCAGUCUACCUGACUCAGAGCGGGUGGUGUUCAGGGUGAAGGUCAACGUGGGGAACGUGAUCGCGAUUAACCACCAGCGCCAUCCUCGCCAGAAGAACUGGCACGAUAGCCGGUACGGGGAGGUCUUCGACACAGCCUGGUGCCCCCCGGACUGCGGCAUGACGAAGAGCGGCUUGGAGGAGGACUGCGUCUGGGACCCCAACCGCAUCAAGAUAGACAGGUGUAUCGCUCCGACCCCUAUGGCUGGGCCAAAGCCCGGCCAUCGCUUCUAUGCAGAUUCCUAUUCAGAAAUGUCCCAUCAGCACCCGUUCUCCUGGGUGGAAGAUGUCUUUCAGCCUCUAUUUGGGGUUGAGCGAAUGGGCCAUGGAAAGCCAAAUUGCAAUAAGACCUACGUCAUGUACCACGGCACCACCCGGACCAAUGCAACCGCCAUCCAGCGCGAUGGUUUCGUACAGUCGGCGGACGGGAUGCUGGGCUGUGGCGUCUACCUCAGCCGUGACCUGAACAAGGCCAGCAGGUACCCCAUCGACCCGAGUCUACCUGACUCAGAGCGGGCGGUGUUAAGGGUGGAGGUCAACGUGGGGAACGUGAUCGCGAUUAACUACCAGGGCCAUCCUCGCCAGAAGAACUGGCACGAUGGUGGCUGGCUCGUGACCAGGGAGGUCUUCGACACUGCCUGGUGUCCCCCGAACUGUGGUAUGACGCCAAGUGGCAUGGAGGAGGACUGCGUGUGGGACCCCAGCCGCAUCAAGAUAGUCAAGUGUAUCUCCCCGACCCAGAGGGGUCAGAGGGGUCAGAGGGGUCAGAGGGGUCAGAGGGGUCGGAGGGGUCAGAGGGGUCUGUGCAGGAUCCCUUAAGUGGGAGCACACCUCAUGUUGAAGUUAGAAAUGUGACAAAAUUUGCCCAAUUCGGCCAAUGUUUUGCUUUUUGGUACAUUUGCAUUUUUUAAAUAUCAUAUUUUUCAUUGUUUCAUUCCAAAAAAACAUUUUAUAAAAA